This is a messenger RNA of Salarias fasciatus (jewelled blenny), 1820 nucleotides long. Its product is annotated as zinc finger protein 84-like. The record is from RefSeq and is a predicted model, not a curated record. The transcript has 2 exons. Gene Ontology annotation, biological process: embryo development; regulation of transcription by RNA polymerase II. Bases 3 to 1079 code for a protein of 358 amino acids. Lineage: Eukaryota; Metazoa; Chordata; Actinopteri; Blenniiformes; Blenniidae. Gene Ontology annotation, molecular function: RNA polymerase II cis-regulatory region sequence-specific DNA binding; DNA-binding transcription factor activity, RNA polymerase II-specific. Gene Ontology annotation, cellular component: nucleus.
UUAUGUUUUUUGGUCUGUUUCGGCUUAUAUCUAGACGCUGCACGUAUCGCGAACAAAAAAUGUCUUCAGUUCCCAGUUUCAGAGACUUCAUCUGCAACAGGCUGACCGCCGCAGCAGAGGAAAUAUUCCGGGUGUUUGAGAAAACCGUGCUGGAGUACGAGGAGGAGCUCAGCCGCCAGCGGAGACUGCUGGACACGGUCUCCAAACCUCAGACACACGAGUUGCCACAGCAACAUGCUGUCAAACAGGAGCAGGAGGAGGGUCUCAUCCAGCACCAGCUCUCCUUCAGCAGAUCAAGCUUGUGCCAAGAGGACCGUGAACCUUCUUGCAUCAAAGAGGAACCGGAGGAUCUCUGCACCAGUCAGCAUGAAGAGCCUCUCGUGCUGAAACAGGAAACCAACAUCAUUCUGGAGACUGCGGCUUGUGAAAAAGAUGGCCUGAGUGAAAACAGGACUCUAUAUCUGGAUCAGAGCGAAUCGCAUUGUAGCACAGCAGAGGAAGCAUCUUCUGGUAACAUGAUCAUUAAAAUGUCUGAGGUCUUAGACCCAAACAAUAAAAACCUGCUCAUUUUUAACAGAGAUUCAUCUGAGAGCCGCGACAACACACAGUACCAGUUUGAGGUAUCAAAGACUUUCUCAAGUUCUCGCCAUCAAAGAAAAAAGUCUUCUAAAUGUGAAAUUUGUGGGAAAAUCUUUAAUCAUCGAUCAGAUUUCAUCCGACACCAGAGAAUCCACACGGGAGUGAAACCGUACUCGUGCAACAUGUGUGGUAAAGGAUUCAACCAGUCAUCGAUGCUGACUGAUCACAAGAGGGUCCACACAGGUGACAAGCCGUACCCCUGUGACUUCUGUGGGAAAAAAUUCAAUCGAAAGUCAGCCGUCAUGGUUCAUCGUAGAGUCCACACGGGCGAGAAGCCUUUCUCUUGUCAUGUCUGUGCCGAAGUUUUUAUAAGCAGUACAAUGCUGAAAAGACACAUACAGAAGCACACAGGUGAGAAACUGUUUCCUUGCCUCAUCUGUGGACAGCAGUUUCAUCAGCAGUCAGAAUUGAAAAUUCACACCAGGGUUCACAUGCAGUGAUUUAUUCUUUCCUGUAUGUUAUUCGAUUGGCGUCUACCCUGGAAAUUAUCUCUCUGUCUUGCAGAGUCUUUCUGCAGUGCUGCUUGGUGAUAUGAAGGCUGUAUUGCAGUGUAGACCAGAUGGCUGGGUGAAGAUGGCUUACAUCCUUCACAGAUCACUAGUGUAUAACCAAUAAGAAGGUAUGCUUGUACCUUUUGGCUUGAUGAUGUUUUGGAAAACCCUUAAUAGUUUUCAAAAAUAGAUAAUACAAAAAGGAACAAAAUUUACCUGUAUGUGUCUACUAAAAUAAAAUGGCUUUGGCACCCCUGCUUUGACCAGUGGAUCAAAGACUGUAUGUACGAUUUGACUUUCAAAAAAAAAUGACACUACUCAGGACUUUGAUGUUACUUGUCAACUUUUUUCAACUUAUUUUUAAAAAAAACAUGGACUCUGUUGAUAUUGUGAUCCUGUGAUAAUGACCCAAUAUUACUGCCUUCAUUUUUAUAUUUGCAACUCCGUUGUCUUUUUAUUGUUUUUUUUGAAAGCUUAUUGUACUUCCCGUCUUAUUUUCUUUUCUCUUUUGCAAGUAUGUUUUUUAAAUAUAAAUAUAUAAAUAUAUAUCUGAAUGUUUGAAUGGUUCAGUAACACUGUAGCAAGUAUGGGGCACUGUUGAAGCAAAUUAUGAAAUAUUACAUUGUAUUUAGAUUUUUAUCUUAUGUCUGCAAGCUUUCGUUUAGUAUGUUUUUCAAUAAUUAAUAAAGA